Molecule: messenger RNA, 1725 nt
Organism: Trematomus bernacchii (emerald rockcod)
Lineage: Eukaryota; Metazoa; Chordata; Actinopteri; Perciformes; Nototheniidae
Product: GTPase IMAP family member 7-like
Exons: 2
Coding region: 57-1265 (402 amino acids)
Molecular function (GO): GTP binding
Source: RefSeq, a predicted model, not a curated record
ACUAACUUCACUUCUUCAGCUCAGCAGCAGACCAGCUCCUCCCUCCAUCACCAACUAUGGCCAGCAAAUUUGCCCAAAAUGACCUCCCAUCAGAAUCAAACAUAUACAAUAACGAUGAGCUCCGGAUUGUCAUGGUGGGGAAGACCGGAGUUGGGAAGAGUGCCACAGGAAACACCAUUCUGGGAAAAGAGUCCUUUGAAUCAAAGUUCUCUGUUAAAUCCAUGACUGUAAACUGUUCUAAUGCCUUUGGUGAAGUUGAUGGACAAAUAGUUAAGGUUAUUGACACUCCUGGUCUGUUUGACACCAAGAUUGAAGAAGAGACGACCAGAAAUAACGUUCUUCACAGCAUUUCUUAUGCUUCUCCUGGACCCCAUAUCUUCCUGGUCGUCAUCAAACUGGGCAGAUUCACAGAUGAAGAAAAACAGACAGUGCAGACGAUUCGGGAAAUCUUUGGAGAGCAAGCAGACAGAUACAGCAUGGUCCUCUUUACCCACGGUGAUAUGCUCGAAGACCAAACUAUCGAAGAGUUCAUCGAGGAAAGUGAAGAUCUGCAGGAACUUGUGAACAGAUGUAACGGCCAGUGCCACGUCUUCAAUAAUAAGGAGAAGGAUCGUUCUCAGGUCAGAGAGCUGCUCGACAAGAUCAGAAAGAUAACAGAGAAGAACGGAGGAAGCCAUUACACCACUGACAUGUUCCAGGCGGCAGAGAAGGCCAUAGAAGAGGAGAAACAGAGAAUCCUUAAAGAGAGAGAAGAGGAAAUACGCAAACAGGAAGAGGAAAUGGAAAAGAGAUUAGAUACGAAGUAUGAGGAACAAUUAAAAAAAAUCAAAGAGGAUAGGGAGAGGUCAGAAAGGCAGAUGGAAGCUCAUGAAAGAGAAAUGGAGGAGGAGAUGAGGAGAAAAAGAGAAAAGCAGGAAAAGCAAAAAGAAGCUAGCAAAAAAGAAAUGGAGGAGGGGAUGAGGAGAUUAAGAGAAGAGGAGGAAAGGCUGAGAGAAGCUAGCAAAAGAUCAACAGAGGAGGAGAGGAGGAGAAUACAAGAAGAGGGGGAAAGGGUGAGAGAAGCUCACAAAAGAGAAAUGGAGGAGGAAAAGAGGAGAAUAGGAGAAGAGGAGGGCAGGAGGGCCAGGAAGGAUGCUGAGGACAGCACUUCAUGGUUUGACGACUUUUGUUCCGCUGCGAAAACAGGUCUGACCGCUGUGGAACAAGGUCUGACCGCUGUGAGAAAAGGUGUGAGAUCUUUGUCUUUGAUCUUUGGGCGUCGAUGAUACAGCCUGACCCUCUGGAACACCUCCUUGUUCAUCUUCACAGCCCCCUUUUAGAUUUUGUGGUUUGAUGUGAUUUAUAGUAACAUCAGUUAUUUUAGUGGGGAGUUACAAUUACAUACUAACAGGGUGACAGAUUGUCAACAACCAAGAUGUUAACAUUCUAAACUAUAUUAAUGUAAUGUAAACUCAUUUGUUCUUUGAUUGCUUUUGCUUUUACAAGAAAAAAGUAUAACGAAUUAUAUAUCAUGAAUGAAUGCUUUUAAGAUGUUAUAUGGAUACGUUUUCUUUGGCUUUCCUGUAACUGAAGGCGUAAUGUUGCUUUUUGUCAAAUCAAAAGGUUAAAAUGUAUACAUGUAAUGAAUUUUGGAAUUCAAUAUGAAAAGUUUGGAACACAAAUUAAUAUGUAAAGACAAAAAUGUAAUAAUCAAACAUUUCCAAUAAUAAAAGACGGUUGACUUCA